Nicotiana tabacum (common tobacco) is the source of this 1787-nucleotide messenger RNA. The record is from RefSeq and is a predicted model, not a curated record. Lineage: Eukaryota; Viridiplantae; Streptophyta; Magnoliopsida; Solanales; Solanaceae.
AUGGUUGGUUUUAGUGAAGAGACUGAAAUGCUUAUAGAGAAACUUGUGACAGGACAUCGGCAAUUAGAUGUGAUCUCAAUUUUUGGAAUGCCAGGACUAGGAAAAACAACUUUGGCUAAGAGAUUGUAUGAUCAUGAAGCUAUUUCAAAUCGCUUCUAUAUUCGCUUAUGGUGUUGUUCUUCCCAAUCUUAUGAUAAGAGAGCUCUCUUGUUUGAAUUAUUGGGUCAUAUUUGUGAGCUUGAUGAUAUUACCAAAGAAAAAAGUGACGAUGAGCUAGCUGAGAAGCUAUACAGAUAUCUGAAGGGAAAGCGGUACCUUAUUGUUGUGGAUGAUAUGAUGAUAAACGAAGUAGNUCAUUUGAAGUAUUUGGAGCUGCGGCUGUAUUCUAAUUACAUUCCGAAUACAAUAUGUAACCUGAAGGAGCUGGAGACAUUUAUAGUGACCGGAAUCUAUCGUAAAGCCUGCAUCCCAAAAUCCAUUUGGGAUAUGACAAGCUUGAGACAUCUGCAUAUAAGUUGUCUAUGUACCUCUCAACUAUUAGAGGAUCUUAACAACAUGAGAACAUGUUCCGAUCUGGUUAUUUUUCCUGGGAUGCAUUACCAGAAUUUUAUGAAAAGAUUACCCAAUCUUGAAAAGCUCAGUUGUCAAUUAUAUGGUUCAGGAAAGUCAUCUAGCAAUUUCUUUCCUAGUUUUGACUCUCUCAGUCAACUAAACUCUCUCAAGAUUGAUUUCUCUGGGGAAUUGGUAGAUCCCUAUGGUUUUGAAGAUUUUACAUAUCCAUCAAACCUCAAGAAAUUAACUUUAGCAUGUCUUGAACUCCCCUGGAAUAGAAUCUUAAUCAUCGGCAGAUUAUCCAACCUUGAAGUUCUGAAACUAGAAGGAAAUGCCUUCAGAGGGAAACAAUGGGACGUUAAGGAUGGGGAGUUUCCUAACCUUAAAGUUUUGAAAUUAAAGGAUCUACCAAUAUCAGAAUGGACUGCCUCUGAUGACUCGUUUCCCAACCUAGAGAAAGUACUUGUGCGAUGGUGUUGGAACCUAGAGGAAAUCCCUGAAAGUUUUGGAAGCAAGUGUACGAUGCAAAUGAUUGAGGAAAUGCAAAUUGAGGAGAUGGGAAACUCUGAAUUCAAGGUCAAUAUUUGGAUUUGUGGAAGUCAUGAGAUUUGAUCUGAAGGGUCAGGUUCUUGAAUUAUAUGUAAAUGAAAGGCCCUCUUGUAAUUGGCUUGAUCUUAGAGUUCAGACAUACAGAGGUAGAUCACUGGUCUUUUCUCUUUUAAGUAGCUUUUUUUUUCGUUUGUGAGAUAUUGUUUAUUUUAAGGGAAACCUUGGCGUAAUUAGUAAAGUUGAUGUUAUGUGACCAGGAAGUCACAUGUUCUAGCCGCGGAAACAGCCUCUUACAGAAAUGCAGGGUAAGAUUGCCUACAAUAGACCCUUGUGGUCCAGCCUUUCUCAAGACCCCGAGCAUAGCGGGAGUUUAGUGCCCCAAGAUAGUUUAUUUUCUGCUAGCAUUUUCUUGUUCUACCAGACUAUUAUAGUAGGAGCAACAACUAGAGUAAUUUUCCCUGUAUGCCGCACGUGCUGCUUUCAAAAUUAAGAAACAACAAACUGAAGAGAUGGUGAUUUCUGAGAUCAUUAGCUGGCGGUGCAAGUCAUGAGUUUUGGUCAGAAGGGUUGUUCAGAUGUAUUAGAUGUGAUUAUCAAUUUGCUAGCAGUGCAACAAACUGUUUCCAUGAUUGAGAAAGAUAUUUAUCGAGGAAUAAAAGAAGAAAUAUAAAUGAAAUUGCUGAAGA